Messenger RNA from Salvia miltiorrhiza (redroot sage), 1000 nucleotides. RefSeq names its product copper transporter 2-like. NCBI's taxonomy places the organism in Eukaryota, Viridiplantae, Streptophyta, Magnoliopsida, Lamiales, Lamiaceae. The transcript has a single exon. The record is from RefSeq and is a predicted model, not a curated record. Gene Ontology annotation, molecular function: copper ion transmembrane transporter activity. Bases 19 to 456 code for a protein of 145 amino acids. Gene Ontology annotation, cellular component: plasma membrane. Gene Ontology annotation, biological process: copper ion transmembrane transport; intracellular copper ion homeostasis.
UCGAAUGAUGAUGGCAACAUGCCGAUGCCGACGCGGCGGCCAACGUCCAACAACGAAAGCACGACGUACAUGGCCGUGAUGCACACGAGCUUCUUCUGGGGCAAGGACGUGGUGGUCCUUUUCGCCGGCUGGCCCGGCUCCGGCCGCCUCGGCAUGUAUAUAUUAGCGCUUGCCGCCGUGUUCGUGCUCGCCGCCAUCGCCGAGCUUUUCUCCCCGGCUCCGGCUACGAAGCCGCGGCAGCAACUUCAUCCUGCCGCCGCUUCCGGUGCCGCCGCUCACGCCGCCUCGCACACCCUUCACAUGGCUCUUGCCUACUUUGUUAUGCUCUCUGUCAUGUCGUUCAACGUCGGAAUCUUUCUGGCGGCUGUGGCUGGCCACGCCGCUGGCCGCUUCAUCGCUACGUACAAAGCGCUGACGGCGGCGGCGGCGCGGCCGACGGAGGAAGAGGACUACUAGAUUUUGGAUGUUCCUUUUUAUUUUCGGUUUUUUCUGGUUUUCUUUUAGGAAAGGCCGGAGACAAUCUUUAUCUUGACUAAUUUUCUAAGUUAGUUAAUUAAAAUUAGAAUUUUUUAAUCCUUGAUAUAAACUUAGGCCUCAAAUACUUACACAUGCAUCCCAAUCAUCGGCGGAUCCAAACUUUUUAAUCAUAAUAUUUAUUAAAAAAUAGUUGUUAAAUAUGACAGCUUCAAAGCCAGGUCCAUUAAAGAUGAAGAUGAAACAUCCACAAUAUGAGAUACUUUUAUAUAGUAAAUCAUUUCAUUUAUCUAAAAUAAUAAAAAAAAAUUAAAAUGUGCCAUAAUUUUCAAUCUUCUAAAAUUGGAUGAAAGAACUUUAAACAAAGUUUUGAUGAAUUUGAACUUUAGUCUUAUCAGUUAUCAUAUGUAAUAAUAUAGAACUGAAAUAUAUAUUUUUUAAUUCAUAAAAUACACCACAAUAAAUAAUGAUUAAAUGCAAGAGCAACAUAAUAAUACACCAAGCUCAAAUGAUUAUCCAAUCCUAU